AGAGGAAUUUUUCAUUGAGACUGUUGCCGGCAAGCACAAUGAUAAUAUUGCCUUGGAUCUCUUUCCUGGUGAUCUUGAACGAGGCUUAAAGUUUGUAGAUGACAAGGAAGACAUGUUCCGGAAAUUGGCAAAAGAGCAAGUAAAGCCAUUGAAUGGCCUUGAUAAAGUGAGGGAAUGGACUGAAAGUCGUGGGCUGAAGCGAGCGGCAGUGAACAAUGCUCCAAGAGUUAAUACAGAACUCAUGAUCUCAUUGUUUGGUCUCUCAGACUUUUUUCAUGCUGUCAUUAUUGGUGGAGAAUGUGAACAUGCCGAUCCAAUGCAUGCAUGUACGGGGAGUGAUGCACUGGAAACUUGCGCCUCACCUGAUAUGCCCAAUUCGCUGCCGCCGCCAAUGACAUGACCCAUCUCGUGGGUGCCAUGCUUGACUUGGAGUUCCACGCAGAUUUUGUCAGGCAAUCUCCUCAUUUCGUUGGUGCCUUCCCGGAAUUGGUAGCGAAACCCAAUUCGUGGGUGACUCCCCUGAGAUGGAGAUGCAUAUUGUGGAAAUUAAUUUCAU
Messenger RNA from Arachis ipaensis, 556 nucleotides. The record is from RefSeq and is a predicted model, not a curated record. Lineage: Eukaryota; Viridiplantae; Streptophyta; Magnoliopsida; Fabales; Fabaceae.